This is a messenger RNA of Spodoptera exigua (beet armyworm), 16084 nucleotides long. Lineage: Eukaryota; Metazoa; Arthropoda; Insecta; Lepidoptera; Noctuidae. The record is from the annotation of a GenBank genome assembly.
CGAGAGCCGCGAAGAGUACGCUCGCGUCUAUUACGUGGUGUGUUUAUAGUGAAGUGGAUUUUGUGAUGAGAUUAUCGAAUGUCGUGAAGUGAAAGAUAGUGUUGUUUUAUCAAAAAGUGUAAACUUGUGGUCUGUACAAUGUUUAUGGUUCACUUAUAGUGAAUAAUCAAAAUGUGUGAAUCACGAUUGUGUGCAAAAUUGAUUUAUGCCACGUAGUGACGCGAACGGGUAAUGAUUCCUAAUGUGGAGUUCGAAGCAAGAUGGUUAGAGAGACUCGGCACCUGUGGGUUGGAAAUUUACCCGAUAACAUUCGUGAAGACCGAAUAAGGGAGCACUUCAAACGUGGCGGAGAAGAUAGUUCAAGCAAUACGUGUCCAAUUGCUGCCACUGCUGCGGCACCAGCUGCAUGGCGUGGUACAAAUGACAGCGCCACCGAGUAUUGCCGCCGUGGUAACACGCCCGCCGCGUACGGCAGGUACCAGCGCAACAACUCAACUGCACCUUAUUCCACACCACCCUCUAAUGUUGAAAGAACAACUCCACAUCACCGAUGGUACGCAAAUAGCGACCGAGUUCCUGGUGCUACAGGCGGUGAAAGUACACCUAGUACACCAGGUGGCGGCACUGAAGGAGGAGGACGUCGGCGCCGUAACUCUGGCUCCGGCUCUUCACGAUCGGACUCGAGUUCACCCGAACCGAGCGAUACUUCACGAGCUUCAACGCCAGCUGCACAACCAUCACUGUCUCACCAUCCCAACCAUCGGACGCCGCCAUCAUUACAACACCAAUGGGCGUCGACGGCGAGUGGUAGACCUUUGGCUAUCUGUGUGCGAAAUCUACCAACACGAUCUACCGAUAGUUCUUUGAAGGACGGCCUUUACCAUGAAUACAAGAAACAUGGAAAAGUUGUAUGGGUUAAAGUAGUUGGUCAAAACGCCGAUCGUUAUGCGGUGGUGCGAUUUAAAAAGCCAUCCGAUGUGGAGAAGGCCUUGGAAGUAUCACAAGAUAAACUUUUUUUUGGCUGUAAGAUCUCUGUGGCGCCUCAUCAAAGCUGUGAUGAAGAUGCAGAUUCGGCUAAACCUUACGAGACUGAUAUCGAUGAGUACCACCCUAAGGCAACAAGGACGCUCUUUAUCGGUAAUUUAGAAAAAGAUGUAACACAGCAACAGCUCCGAGACAAAUUCAAACAUUUCGGACGAAUAAUUGAGAUCGAUAUAAAGAAGGGGAGUAGUGGGGGAGCAGGUUAUGCGUUCUGCCAAUAUGCAUCAAUUUCCAGCGUCGUGGAAGCCAUUCGAGCCAUGGAUGGUGAAAAUGUGGGUGGGUCACGAGUGAAGCUUGGCUUUGGAAAACCUGUUGCCACUACAUGUGUGUGGGUCGAUGGUCUUACAGAGCAUACAGAGAAGCAGGUGCUGAGCGCGGUGUCGCGCUGCGGCGGCGCGACGUCGGUGUGCGUAGACCGCGCGGCGGGCGCGGCGCUGGUGCACUUCGAGCAAGCCGCGGCCGCCGGCGCCGCCGUCCGCGAGCUGCGCCGUGUCGCCGCCGCCGUCUCCGCCGCCGAGCCCGAUCACCCGCGACUCUGUGUCGACUACGCCUCCCGCGAGUGCCAGGAGGCGUUUUAUGAACAAUUGGAAAAACAUGGUGGAUCGGCGGCGUUGACGGGUUCUGAAAGACUGAGUGGGGAUCUUGCUACCCGUUAUCUGCCGCCAACUCGUCAUGAUCCUGUUCGGUUUGAUGGUGCUGGUUCACGUUCGAGGGCAUCUAGUUACGGCCGUGCAUCUUCUAGAACCCCGCGUUAUUCUACAUUAGAACAUUAUGAUCCGACUGACUACGCAGCAGACCGACGGUACAGGGUAUAUGAUGAAGUAGGGUCAAGUCCACAAGCUGAAGAAACACCUUAUGAAGAAAGGCUUCAGUCGGUUGUGGUAUCACCACAUCGCGCGCGACGCCACCGCCGCGACUCUAGCCCUGAUGAUCGGAAACAUUCUAAGGAGAGACAUCGUAGUGUCGGUACCCGACGCUCGCGGUCUGGCUCCCGAGGCGGAGAGAGGCACGGUAGCCGGCGCCGGCACCGGCGGCGGCGCGAGGGCUCGGGGUCGCACUCGCGCGCCGGCACGCCGCUGCGGGACGAGCCGGACGCCGCGCCCGUGGAGCCGCGCCGGCCGCCCCGCGAGCGCCCGCCGCUGCCCAUGAGCCUGCCGCUGCCCAAGUUCGCCGUGCAGCUCAUGCGCAGUGCGCCCUCCGCGCCGCGCCCCGAGCCGGCCCCCGCGCCCGACUCACCGCCGCGCCCGCCCUCCGUAUCUUCUUCCAGCGGUGGCUCCGCGCCGCACUCGCCCUCCUUAGAGGAGCGGAUUCGCAGCCUAGAUGAGAAACUUAACGGAUCACGAAUUCUCGCAGAAGCGCCAGAUCGCACCCGACUUCGACACCGACUGCUCGACGUCGAUAUCAACGAAGUGAAGCCGUCGGAGGUGGUUCGAUCGUUACUAGCAAAGCGUUCUGUUUUUGAUGAAGAUUCUGAACGUUUAGAAGGCGCCGGUCGUGCCCCUAGCCCAGGGAGUAGUCCCCGCGGUCGGCUGGCGGCCGCCACGCCUCGCGCGCUCCGGUACCCUUUCCCGGCACACCCGCUGCCUCCGGCGCCACCGGCAGCUCUCCUGCCGGGAUCGCUCGACCUGGACGGCGACAUGGCCGAACAUGCUCCGCUGAAGUUGAGUUCCAACUUGUGUCACGAAAUCCGAGGCCGCCCUCGCACUCCGCCACCCCCUCCGCCACCGCCUGAACCAGAGACUGAACUUGAACGUGAAAAUCAGCUUGUUCAAAAUGACAAUUCAUCUCAAUUCGAAGGUGAUACAAAAGCAAUUGAGAAGCACACAGAUAAUUACUCCGCUGAUUGUGUUAACGUGUCUUUGAUUACAUCUGGUGGGACAGAAGAUAGCAUUGAUGGUGAAGAUAACGAUCGUAUUCGUGACCGCAGUAAAUAUUCCAUAGCAACAACGAGCCUUUCGAAACAAACGAGUUCUGUAUCCUUGAAUGCUGAUAGUGGUCAAGCUAUGCGCAAUGACAACCUUCCAAAAAAUGAUCACCAAGAUGACAAAACUAAUAAUAGCUCUCUUUCUUUAAAUAUGGAAGAUAAUAGUGCUCGUGAAGUAAUGGAAAUGCUGCUAAAACGAGUCGAAUUUAAUGACUCUCAAAAGUGUGAACCACAGUUCGAAAAACAUUGUUCGAAAUACAAUAAAGAGGGUGUAAUUAAAGCAGAGCUUCACAAACAUGACGAAAGACUAAAAUUAGAUAGUGAAAAUAAAAUAGACCUUUUUUGUCAUACUGAUAAACAUAACAGCAGAGAAAUACAAGAAAACCAUAUAACCAAAGAAUUAAUCGAAUUCGAGCUGCAACAAAAUCAUUUGAACUCAGUUAAUUUCAUGAAAACAAAUGUUGAAAUAAAUCAAGAUGUAAAAAAUUCCGAAAAGAUUAUGAAAGAUAGACACAACCACAAUUAUCACAACACAAAACUUGAAAAAGAAAAUAUUCAGUUUGAUAAGUCAUUUGAAAAAGAAAGAAAUACCAACGCAGUGACGUUAACUGAUAAAAAAAUAGAUUCUGAAAGAAAUCAUGAUGAACGUGUUAGAUUAGAUCGUGACAAAAUACGUCACAGUAAAGAAAAAUUUGUUGAUAAAGAAAAGUCUGAGUCUGAGAAGUUAAAAAGCAAUAAAUCUGAAAAACAUGCUGAUAAGGAAAAGAGGCCGAAAGAUGAACAACACGAGAAAACUCAAAGUGACAAAAACAAAAGCGAAAAAGACGGAGAGAGGAACCAAAAAGAUAAAACUGAUAAGGAGUUUGAAAAAUCUAAACAUAACGACGAAAAACAAUACAGACAUGAUCAUCAUAAAAAAGACAGAAGUGACAGGGAAAAGAGAAAGGAAUCCCAAGAUGCUGAAAGCCCGUCCGUUAAAUCGAAGAAAGAUGAUAAACACAAACACGAUAGAACAAAGAAAGAUCAUGACUCAAGAAGAGAAAGUAAGAAGGAAUCAGAAUCGGUUAAAAAUAGAAAAUCCUCCAGAGAUGAGACUUCGAGGGAACUUAGUCGCAAAGAUUCUACAGAUUCUUCAACGUCGAGAGCAUCCCACGAAUCUACCAAAUUGAAAGAUUUAGAAAUAGAUCCAAAGGAAGAUGGUAAAUCAAAGUUAAAACAAAUUGAAUUAUUUGUGAAACAUGAAAAUGAUAAAGAAUCUAAAUCAGAUAACAAAGAAGAAAAGGACUCUGGUAAUCAACAUAAAAAUAAAAACGAUGUAACAUCAGAACAUAUCACGAAAUUGAAAGGAGACAGUGGUGAAAAACAGAGACACUAUUCCCUCGACUCACCUAGCGUGGAUAGUAAAAGAAAGGAACGACUUAAUUCGUGCUCAAGUUUACCAUCAAAUAUUGGACAUAAGCGAAGAAUGUCGUCACAAGAUAGUGUUGACAUAUUCAACGAAGACGUAAAGAAGGGUAGGAAUGAUUCCAAAAUUUCUGAAAGAAGGGAUUCUAAAGAGUCUCGCUCUGAAAAUAGACAUAAAACUACCAAAUUCAGUAAAGGUCAUUUUGCCAAAAUAAUUGAAAGCAAAACGAAAGAUGAUAAAAAGAAUCAGGUUAAACCUCCAGAUGACACAUACAUUGAAAAGCUUUCCGAACCUAAAGAUACUAAAACAGUAGACAAAAUUAAAUCAUUAAAAAAGAGUCUUGGUGAUGAAACUGAAGACAAACCUUCCACUGAAUCAAUUAAUGAGGGACUGCAGAAUGAUUUAGAUUUUUUAGCUACUUUAGAAUUACGCUCUAGUGAAGAAGACGAGAGACAAAGAGCCCUUCGAAAAGAAAUGAAAGAGAAAAAACGUAUACAGCAAUUACAACAAAUUCAAGAACUUCAGUUACAGCGGGAUGCAUUACACCCAACUGAAUUUAUGGGAAAAAAUAAAGAAGAAAAGAAACCUAAAUGUGACGAGAAAAAGAAGGAACUUGCUCGUGAGAAACGAAUGUCAACAGAACGGAAAAGUAGAGAUGACAAAAAUGAUACUAAUAAACGUAAAAGUCGGAAACCUGUGCAUAGUAGUGAUAGUUCCGAUUCUGAUGAACCUAAAAAGCAUUCAAUUUUUGAUAUCAUUGAUGAUGGGCCUACAUAUAUAUCUAUGUAUGAUAAAGUUAAAGCUCGAUCAUGCAAAAAUAUGCAAAAACAAGAGGAAGAAAAGCGCCAAGAAAAAAUUAAGGCCAAAUUUAGUCAGUUAAAGCAAAGUAGAGCAAAGCGAGAGGAAAAGAAAAGGUCUAGCUGGGAUGAAGAUAGUGAUUCUGAUCAGGACAGAAAAAAAUAUUGUUCUAUGGAUAAUUCGUCGGAUGAUGACAUUGUGAUUCACACUAAAAGACGUGAAAAAUCACAUCGAUACGACUACGACUCCAAUAAACCCGAUGAAUAUUUCGAUGGCAAUACAAAUGAAGAAGACCUUCGUAAUAAAUUGUCUCGCAAAAAUUCAAGAACGCGUAUUAUGUCUGACACUUCAGAUGACGAAGCUUCAAAAAGAAGUGUUAGUAAGAGUCCGACUUUUGGAUUGGAUAACGUGAAAAAAGAAUUACUUUCAGAUUCAGAGUCAACACAAAAAAUUAAAUUGGAGAUAACAAAAGAAUCAAGUGAAAAUAUUAAAAAGAAUUCCUUAUUAAAUUUAUUCGGGAAGAGUGACAGUGAUGACAGUAAAAUUAAAUUAAACCUUGAAAAUGAUAAUGGCUACAAAUCUAAUUACAUUAAAUCUAUGUGUAAUGAUUUCUCAUCUGAAAGUGAAUCCGCAUGUAAUAAAAAUUCAUUAGACAAUCGUAGAAAACAUAAGAAAAAGCAGAAAAAACAUAAAUCAACAUACUCCGAUGAUGAAAAAAUCGAUAACAGUGACACCAGCUUGGUGGAAGGAUAUAAACACAAAACCAUUGAUAAGCAACGUAGACACAGUAAUAGAAAAGAUAAAAGAAAAGAAAAGUUGCGAGAAAGUAUUGAUACUGACGACACUCGUGAUGAAAAAAGUAAAAUAAAACGAGAAAAGAAAUCCUCUAAUAACAAUUUUGACGGUGUUACUGAUAGCGUUUGUAGUACCAUGAAGAAAGACGGAAAAAUGGAAGACAUUUUUGGGCCGUUAUCUGACGAAUCAGAUGGAGAUACUCGAACACAUGCAACUCAUAAAAUGGAAUUUUCUUCACAUGAAGCUGAAACAAGUUUUUCUGCGAAUAACCCAGAUUAUAAAUCGAAAGAGAAAGACGAACGACGUAAAAAGGAGAAAAAACGUAAAGAAAAUAGGUUUUUCAAAGAUGAUGAUAACAGUUUAGAUGUUGAUGCUGUUGGUAAAGCUAUAGAGGCACGACUCUUUGCUGAUGCUUUGAUGGAUGACGAUAGUCGUAUUAAAGCAGAAACACUCUCGGAAAGUCUUAAUAAAUUUGAAAAGAAUGAUAUUAAAUAUGCUGAAGGCAAUGUAAUUAGUGAAAUAGUUAAACAUGACAAAAUAAAAAGAGAUUGCAAAGAGAAGAAAAAGAAGAAAAAGAAAAAUAGAGAAGAUAGGCAAAGUAGAAAAGAACACCACAACUAUUACCAACAGGAAAAGGCGGACAAGGCAGACCAUGAUACCACCGAAAAUGAGGAAAUUUCUACUAAUACUCUGCUACUAGAUAUACCUUUGCCAAAUGACGUUCAAACUGUAAAUUUUGACAAAGCUGAGGAAUCCCAUUCGCAUCUAGAACCACAAAGUUUGCCUCGAUUAACAGAUAGCCCUCCAAUUGUCAUACAAUCUGAUGAAAAUACUGAUUCUAAAAGUGUAGAUUCAAGCAACACUAUAAUAGAUGAUAACAAAAUGGAUUACAUAGAAAACAAAGAAAUUGAAAUUGAAGAAAUUCCGAUGCCUCCACCAUUUGAAACAAUUGUUACCGAUAUAAGUGAAGUACCAUUGCCAAAAGAUCCUCUGCCUAGCAAACUGAACAAUAACACUGAAGAUUGUUUCCUAUCAAGUCUAAGUAGCGAUGGCGAUUCUUGUGAAGAUGCAGUACGGAAUAUUACUUCUUCGGAAAAAGAAGCUGACAAGACUGAAAAGAUUGAAACAAGUUCAGACAUUGUAGAAAUUUCACCAUGUAAAAAUGAGAAAAAGCCCGACGAAAAACCUAGAGCUAUAAUAUCUCAAGAGGAGACCGAAGAUGCAGUGGCUGCUUUAUUGGGUGAAAGUUUUGGAGGUAAAAUAAAUACCUUCUCUAACUGUUAUGAAGAAUCUGAAAACAAUUCAACACAUCCGAAUGAAAUAGAAAUUGCCACUAUAGAGAACGAAAAUAUUCCGGAAGAGGAUGCCGAAGAAAUGCGACAAGCUGUUCAAAAUUUAAAUGCUAGUGAAAUGGAAAUGAAACCAGAUACUCCUGUAUCGGAUAAUGACUUGCUAUUAAUUGAUACUGACACCGAAGAAAAUGACGAAACAGCUCAAGAUGCUAUAGAAAAGUUGCCUGUGAAUAUUAUAGCUACUAACCAAACUUUGCAUGCAGUAACUGAACAAAAAAAGAAUUUAGACAACUCAAACGCUGCAAGCCUUGAGACAAAACCAAAUUUGGCUCCUGUUGUUACAACUACUGCGAGUGAUACUACCGUUAAAGUAAAAGAAACAGAUAUUAAAAUUCAGUUGACAAAAAGAGAGAACAUCCAAUUGAUUACAUCAACCGCAACUCCUGUCAUAACCUCAUGGACACCAGCAAACAAUAAAGUACAGGAACCACAUAUUUUAAAUAUCCAAGGAAGCCCUUUGCCAAAUAGGGAGAAAAAUGAAAUGAAACCUACUCAUAUAACUACGAAUAUUGUUCAAAUCAAGACUACCGCUCCAACCCAAAAUGUGCAAAUAAAUAAUAAUACAACAAGGCCUAUCAUGGCCCAGCCUCGAGUCACUGCUCCAUCAUUUCAAGUUAUUAAUCAAAUGAUUCGUAGUCAAGCUCCUACCAUACAACCACCGACAAUCAAGAUUCCAGAGCCUCAUGUUUUAUAUCAAAAACCACAAGGAAUUGUUAUUUCACCUCGUAUGCCUAACGAUCCCAGAAUGCAAAGUCCUAAAGCUAGUUCUCAAGGUGAAACAAUGACGUCCCCUCGUUUGACUAAUAUGACUAUUUUAAGUACCUCACCACAAAGUUUGAAUUCAGCAGGAUUGACAUCACCUAAUGCUAUUCAACAAAGAUCGCCUGGUCAAGUAACUGUGGUUCGAAUGCAACAGCCUCCUUUGAGUCCUAUUCAAACAAUGCAUAUACAACAUGGCGCGAGGACAAUGCUGUCACCCAACAGACCAAACUCAGUAUUGGUUCAAACACAAGGUGCACCAAUCCACUUCAACCGCUUGCCGGUCACUCCAGUUUUGACACCGAUAUCAAAACAAAUCAAUAAUGUAAAUAACUUAAUUCAGCAAAAUAAGGGAAUUGGUGUUACUACAAGUCCAUUAUUACACCAACAAAAAAUAAUAUCCGGGGAUUGUAGAAAGACUGACCAAAGGAAUAUUCCGGACAAUCCCAACGAAAAUACAAAAAUAAUAUUAUCUCCAACGAGUUUACAACAUAGUACUAAUCCGACAGUAAUGGCUCAAAAUCGUUUGAUAUCAAUGCAAAAUGCUAUACACGUUAGCAAUAUGAACACAGUGCACCUCAAUAAUAAAGUUGUAAUUAAUACUGUGAGUCAACUAAAUGAGAAGAGGGAAACUCAACCCCAGAAAACAGACAAAAUUAAUCACAUCCCCUUUGGAUCAACCCCUAUUAUACAUGUUGCUGCAGUGAAUAAUACAACCACUUCUAUAAUACAAGGUAACAAGCCUGCUCAGAGUAACAUUCAAGAAAUCAACACAAUCAAUAGAAGUCAAGGUUCAAACGUGAUUCAUUCUUUAGGUUCACAAAGGAUUAUUUCCCCUGUUUCUCUGGGAAAUGUUUUAAAAAUAGACACUAAAAAAGGAGCUGCGUCUGUAUUGUCAAUGGCAACUAUUAGACCGCCAUCGAUUUUAACCAAAUUGGGAUUGUGCACGUCAUCGACUAAUACAACUACAAGCGUCACUAACGUGUCACCGCUAUUACUAAAAACUACAUGUUCAACUGGUAGAUUGAACUCUAAAUUUGAUACAGACAAUAAAGUACUAAAACCGUUGGUUUUGCAAAAUCACAUACGAGAUAGUGCAAUAAAAACGGAGGAAAAAAUAGAUCCGAUUGUCACUACUACAUUAACAGGAUGCGAAGAAAUUGUGAAAGAUAAAAAAGAUUUUACUUCAACACCAAUGACAUCAACUAUGGAUGAUAUUUCCAAAUGUGAAACAGACUUUGAAGAAUUAUUGAAAGACACUACAAAUGAAAUUAAAAUAAGUAAUGAUCCUGAUAAGAAGCUAGAAAUAAAUGUUGGUAAAACCGUAACAUUAAUCACUACCAGUAAAGAUACCCACGACACACCUGUAUCAAGAAGUAUGGAUUGUGCGAAAAUUGAAAAUAAUAAUACAAACCAAACUCAGUUUACGCCGAUAGCUGCCAAAAAUGAGGUAGAUGAUAAUGCGGGUACUGAAUCCAAGGAAAUCUUUCAACAAUCAACAGUACCUACUGACUCGGAUGAAAUUAAAAAAGAAACCAUUAAUCAAACCAGUAAUGAUCUCAAUAAUGUCCUUCCACCCCAGAGUGGUAAUGAAUUUCUUAAUCUUGAAAAUACAAGUAAAUCUGAUGAGUCUAACUUCAAUAACUUGUUGUCUGAAGACUCUAAAGCAACAAGCCCAAUAAAAAAUGAUGAAAAUGAUUCCUGGAGUGGUAAAGAUGUGAACUUGGAAUCCGUCAUAAAGAAGGUCGAUUCUCUGUGUAAUGACAAUGUUGAAAUAGUUCAAAAAUCUGAAGGCAAUGAUGUUGAGGAUGAAAUGGAAGUUGACUCAAAUAAUUCAGAAAAGAUUAUUAAUCAAACACCUCAUAUUAUGUCAACAACCUCUACAAGUCAAAUAGAAAAUAUCGCCGAGAGUAAAAAUGCAGAAGAGACCACCUCGGAGAAAACUACACCUGGUACAACUGCUAAAAGGGGUGGCCGUAACGUAAGAGGCCGAAAGAUUGAUAAGAACCAAGAUAGAGUACAGACACGUCAAAUUUCUAAACCUGCAAGAGGAACUACUACUAAACGUGGUAGGGGUAGAGCUAAGGUAGAUAAAAAAAUUAAAGCCAUUGUUACCACAAGUGGGAAUACGAUGCCUGGAGAUGUUUACGAUUUCCAUGAAGAUUCUGGUGACGAAUCCGCUUCAUCACCUAAUAAAACUGAACGUCCUAGGUUGAUUUUAACAAUUAAAAGUCCAAAUUCAGCUCAUUCUUCUGUGACAGCGACUUCAACUCUCAGUAUAGCUCAAAAAGAACAGAUCAAGUUAAAUGAUAAAAAUAAGGAUGAGAAAAAUGAAGAGUUUGUUUCACCGUCACCAAACACUCGUAAAUCUCGGAGGCUUCAAGAGAAGGAUGUUCAGAGAAGCACAGUAGAUGAUGUAAUUGAGGAUGUCAUAAAAGGCCCCCGGACUGGAAAGGAGUCAAAUAAAAAGAGGGCUACGAGACAGGCUGCUGUAAAAGCUAAUCAAGAGAAGACUUCUGACACUCGUAAAUCACCUAGAGGCGCUAAACGAACAAGGGAUCGAAGUCUAUCGGACGCUUCUGUCGAUAGUGGUGAUGAACGGAGUCUUAAAGAUUGUAUGCGAGACCCGAAAACUCCACGUCUUGAAGAACAAACUGUGGAACCCGAGCCUGAACCCGCUACUGUCCCAAGAAGUGUCCCGCCAGCAGCGCAGGUUUUGCCUACCGUAGUCGGACCUCCACCCGCGCCGGCGCAGUCACCCGCCCACCCUACACCUGUUGCACCCCUCGCACCCGUCGCGGCCCACGUGCCCCACGUGCCCCACGUGCCCCACGUGCCUCACUUGCCCCACGCGUCACAUGCGCCGCACGCGCCCCUCGCGAACCCUGUACCCCUCGCUGCUCAUGCGCCACAUGCGCCUCAAGCGACUCCUACUAUUUCUACGCCCAUAACAAAACCACCAAAAAAGAUGAUUUCGGAGAUCAGCGCCAAGCUAGCGGGAGCCUUCGAAGCGGUCGUCGGGAACAGUUCGAACGCGAGUGCGGCACCGCCGUCGCCCGCAUCGCCUUUGGCGCAGAGCGGGGGCGAGGCGGCGCGGGCGCGCCGACCGGCUGACGGCGUGCCGGGCGCGCUGGUGCCUGUGGGCGGGUCGGAGGCUACGGACGCGCGCGUGCAGUCGCCCGCGCUGCCGCACCGUCCGCCGUCGGCGCCCGCCACGCCGGCGCAGCUGCGGCCGCUGCGCAUGCUGGCGCGCCGCGUGGACGAGCGGCCCGCGCACUACGCCGCCACGGCCAGCCUGCCGCGCGGCGCGCACCACCCGCCCGACCUGCACCUCAAGCAGGUCGCCGUCGUCGGCCCGCAGCCGCACCACGUCGCCCACCAUCCUGGUGCUGCUUCAAGAGUUACAAUUGCGAGUGUGCCAGCACUUAGUCCUCAGGGGCAGAUUGGAAUGGGUGAUGCAAUGUAUCCUCACUUCUCACAUCAACAUUAUCAAAUGUAUCAACAACAUUUUCGCGCAACGCAGCACGAGAACCGUGCGACACCUUCACCAUAUACUCGAUCGCUCGAGGCAGAGGGCUGCGAGGCGGCCACUCCCCCGCUGGAGCUGCGGCGCGCCGGCAGCGCGCGCGUGGCCGCCGAGCUGUACCGCGACGUGGUGCGGCGCGCGCCGGCCGCCGCCCCCGCCGCGCCCUACGGCCGCUCGCCGCCGCCCGCGCACGCGUCGCGGCCGCAGCUGCCGCCCGGCGCCGCGCCGCCCGCGCCCGGCCCGCCGCACGCCUCGCAGGUGCCGCGCGAGGCCGACUCGCUGCAGAUGCUGCUCCGGCGCUACCCCGUCAUGUGGCAGGGCUUGCUGGCUUUAAAAAACGAUUCCGCCGCCGUUCAAAUGCACUUUGUGGGCGGCAACCCCGGCGUAGCAGGCGACACGUUAUCGCGACACGCAGACGGCUCAACGCCACUGCUUCGGAUCGCCCAACGUAUGCGAUUAGAACAACCGCAAUUAGAGCAAGUGCACCGCAAGAUGAAGAUGGAAAACGAGCACUGCAUGCUUUUAGCCUUGCCGUGUGGUCGCGACCACAUGGACGUAUUACAGCAGUCAACAAAUCUGACGGCAGGGUUUAUUACUUACCUACAGAAGAAACAAGCAGCAGGAAUUGUUAACAUUGCACCUCCCGGACAUCAUCAGGCUAUGUUUACCGUUCACAUCUUUCCGUCUUGCGAAUUUGCCAACGAAAACUUAAACCGCAUUGCACCAGAUCUGAUGCAUCGUGUUGCAGACAUCGCACAUUUACUAAUUGUCAUAGCUACCGUUUGAGGUAUGCUGCAUAUUUGCGUAACUUAUUUAAUUUACAAGCUGUUUUUAAUACAUACAACAUGCUUGUGGAACCUUCGUCCUGAUGACCUAAUGGACACACUGGACUGGACACGUUAUUCUUUAAUCUAUAUUAUGGCUUGAACAUUAUGUGGACAAAGACGACGUCAUCGAUUUAGUCGAUUCGAUUUUAAGAAAGCAUUGUAAAUACGGCCAGGUUGUGAAAUUUUUAUCUUCAUUUUAUCGUAGCAAUAGAUCGACCUGGUAGAAUAAUUAUAAUGGAAAAUAGAUUUUUUUCAUCUUCACGAUGGUUAAAAAUCAUUAGGAAUUGAGUUAUAAUACCUCUGAGAAAGUGAACUCUCGUUGUGGUAAUGUCAGUUUAUUUAUUGUAAUCGCGUAAUGUGGCGCGGGCCCCCCACACGCGCCUGUAUAAAGUCUCACAUAGAUAAGCAGCCGUCAUUUAUUUAAGAGCUAGUUUGUAAGUAAUAGCUUAUUUGUAAAAUACUUUUGUUAUGGUCGACUGGGUUCGACGAUAUUCGGAGUUUAAAUUAAAAAAAAUAAAGAUAGAUGGCAAAGUCAGUUGAUAAAGUAUAUUUAAUUUUGGGUUCCGAUUAGAUGAGUGGCAAUCUAUCGAGCAUUUUUAUUGUUAGUGUAAAUUGUUAUUUUGUUUUAAGCGAAUUAGGUCUAAAGUAAUUUAAAUUCUGUAAAUACCGAAUCUAUCCGUACUAAAGUUGAUUUCGCUUAGGUCAUUACGGUAGGUAAUGGAAAACUCAUCAAUACUGGGUCGAAUGAUAACUGUUUACAUGUAAAAACAUAAUUAAGUAAUUAAGUUAUAUAGUAAGGGAAAAUACAUGUGGAAAAUAAACUGUGAUUCUGACUUUUUAAUGUAGACUGUAGGUAGCCCUAUUUUAUGGAGCAUAGAGUGCAGUGUGCGAUUAUGUGAAAGCACGCCAGUGGCGCAAAUGGCCUCGCCUUUAGCGAUAUCAGAAUUAAUAAUCAAUACUGUUGAAAGUAAUUUUUCUAAUAUUGUGUAAAACAAUGUGGUAUGGUUAUUGUUCGGCGUUAAACUAGAACUGCAUUGUUGAUACGCACUGUCGUGGUCAGGGAUAGGCAUCUUAUUAUCGACCAAAUUAAUAAAUCACAAUAGCUCCUCGGAGGUCGGAUUGUUUUACUUAAAAACCGAAUGACUGUCCGUUAUAAUUCAAAUUUCAAACAAUGUUAUCAAUUCAAGACUUUGCAUAUUUACUUAGUAAAAUUGUCAUUAAAAUGCAAGUAUAAAUAAAGAUUUAAACACAUUGUUGGCGAUAUUUACCCGAAUAUUGCCAUUUCAAACAUAAAGGCAAUCCCAGCGAUUACGGUUUUGUAAAUCAGCUUCGUUCCUCUCCUUGCAAUGGUAAAAGCCAAAGAACUGUACUGUUACAAGGUGAGAUACGACGUUCGACGCGUGGCGAUGUUCAAACAAACGAAUGCGUGGUACUGUAGUCAUAUUUACAUUAAAUUACUCACUUGACAUUCCCAUGGGAUUUAGGAGAUUCUUAACGUUCAUGAUCAGCGUUUUAAAUAGGUUGUUGCUGACUUCCAUUUUCUUAUACAAUGGUUACAUAAAUUACUUCUGUCACUAACUUUAAAGUGGUUUAUGGAACUGUUAACAAAUUUUGACAAUUGCGAGUUUAAAUACGCAACCAAAUGUUUUUGAUAAGUGUGACAUGAGUAUUAUGUCUGCAGUUUCAUAUAGUAUUUUAUUUACAUUCGUAUCAUAAAGUUCUGAUAGUAAAAAAUUACUAAAAAGUAACAAAAUAAUGAUCACUUUUAAUAUAGAGACCACAAAUCAUAUAUACUUUGGUUGAUUGAAAGUAUAUAUACAUCACAUUUAGACAAGAAAACUGUAUCAUAAAAUCAUUGAUUUUUUUGUUUAUAUUAUUUCUUAUUAUUCAUUUUUAUUGAGAACUUUAUGGUUUCGUGUAGAUAAAGUUGUUUAUUUGUAUGGUUUUUGAUUCGAUCCAAGUAAAUUAUGUUAAUGAACAGAAUGAGGGUCGCGCAUUCUUACGGUUUGGAUGGUAAGGUGGUGCGAUGCGCCGUGCCUGCCACACAGUGUAUUGGGAUCUCAUUGCUGCUUUAAUUGCGGGCCGCCGCUCAGGUUAUUCUCUACUUGUACUCGCCAUCCUCAUUUGCCGCUGUUUAUUCGCUUUUUUACAAUCGGCGAUUUUGUAAGAGUAUAAUAAUUAAUAUAUUGACAGUGCGUCGUAAUAAAAAAUUGACAUGAUAACUUUCCAAUAUUAUAAACUAACAAUAUUGUACUUCUCAUAAUUUAAGUUGUAGCGGUAGCGUCGUUCUGAUUCGAUUAGCAGGCAUCUUGCAAAACUUGCAUUAUUAUUAUAGUUAAGAUAAUGGUGCGACUGUGCUGUCGUACGUAAAAUAAAGUACAAAAUAUUUUAUGUAUUGUAAUUUUAUAAAGUACGAUAUAAAUUUAUAGCACAGGUAAUGUUAUUACGUAUAUUCUUUUUAAGGUUUAUAACUAGAAUGUAUAAAAUAUUAAUAAUUGUAUUGUUUGUCAUAUUUCCGUCGCAAACAGUUCUUAACUUGGCUAGGAGGAACACUAACGAACUCAUCACUUCGUCCAUUAAUUUUAAAAUAUCUAUAAUUUUACUAGCAAGCAGAUGCCCAAUGAUGUACACUCUUAAAAUCUUAUUUGAACUCCUUAUGAAGGAGGUUAAUGUAAAUAAGUCUUCGUGAAUUAUAGUGAUAUAAUAUGACGGUAUUUAGACACGCUAUUGAAAAAAAUACGGUACCUAUAAGUAACAUGAGAAUUAUAAAUUACUAAUUUAUUGCGGUGACAGUAUUUAUGUUUUUUUUUGUAACUGGGGUGUAGUUAUUUUCUAAGCUGUAAUGAAUAACUUAAUAAUAUGCUGUAUUUUGUUGGUUAAAUUUAUAAUGACUGCUUAACUGUUUUGUCAUAGUACCCAUUUUGUUUAAGUGAAAAUAUCAAUAAUUUUUGCCUAGUGAAUAAUUACAUCCUGAGCGUUAUGCUAAAAUGUCAAUUAUUAAUAAUAUGUAUCGGAAUACUCAUCUGUUCCGUAAAUAUUAUAAUAUGUUUUUUAUUCCACAAAAUUAUACAUUUGCAUACUAAACUGCAUGUGAGAAGUAUAAUAUAGUUCUGUUUUGUUUUUCUAUUGAAGCCAGCCUCAAAGUGGUCCCACUGCGCAGUGUCUCCAAACUGGACUGUUGGGGACACCGCGACGUUGGGCUCUUUACUUUUUACCCGAGAAUGUUUAAUUCUAUUCUUAAGGAUGCGAAGUGGUUUGAUGAGGAUGGGACGUUUAAAAACUUCGGGUAUUCUUCGCUUGCGACUGUUGCUGGUGUGUGAGAUGAUAGUUUAAAUAUUUGUAAAAUAACAUUUGAUCUCAAGUGUGCAGCAAAAGUGAAAGUGAGCUAGAUUGUUGUAGAGCAACAGUCGCGGGCGGACAUAAUCCGUUGCCAGUGUGCUCGAUGUUGGUUUGGAUUCUAACAGAGCGUACGUAUAGAAAAAAAUAUUGUGAUCAUAAUUAUAUUAUAGUUUUAAAGCUAGUUUGUAGAGAUAACUGUAUAUUUUGUACAUAUUGAAAAUAGUAUUGUAUCUUUACUUCCCUUAUCCAAACAACCCAGAAUCCUGUGUGUUAUGUACCUCCUACCUACCAAUACUAUUAAAAAAAUAUUACAUAAAA